Gallus gallus (chicken) is the source of this 8497-nucleotide messenger RNA. RefSeq lists its product as uncharacterized. The coding region runs from base 1961 to 6850 and encodes 1629 amino acids. The record is from RefSeq and is a predicted model, not a curated record. The transcript has 28 exons. Lineage: Eukaryota; Metazoa; Chordata; Aves; Galliformes; Phasianidae.
GGGGCGUGGGAGGCUGGGCCUGCUUUGGUAAUUCCACAAAGAACCGCUGUCUGAGGAAGUUUAAGGGCCAAAAGGUGCGGUACACCUGUUCACAAGAGCACAGCCCAGCCCAGCCAUGGUUAGCAUCAUGGUGUGGUUCAUUCCUUAAAUGAUGCGCUGGGAUGGUUGCCUUUUUUUUUUUUUUUUUUUUUUUUUUUAAGAAUUCAUGAGGAGAUGUAAUGCAGUAAGCUUGCUAGGACAGUGGAGUUAAUUUAGGAAGCACUGGCAGCCAUGUAGCCUGAAGUUCUGCAGCAUCUCACGGGGCUCUGGUGGUCUAACAGUGAACAGGUCAUGCUUUUUGUGUGUGGGGGGGUCUCCAUAUAACACUGGAGUCACUCUGGAAGUGGCCCUGUGUAGGCCCAGAGGAAACUAGCAGCAGUCUGUAGGCCUCUAGGGCCCCAAGUGGCUCCUGGUGUGGGAUAAUCCUGCCUUAAGUUCCCAUUGCUAAUGGGUCUUGGUUAGCUGAGAUCUCUCCUCUGAGCAAGGGCUGAGGGAGCUGGGCUUCUGCAGCCUGGAGAAGAGAGUGCUCAAGGGAGACAGCACUGUGGCCUUCCAGUACCUGAGGGGAGCUUAUGAACAGGAAGAGAGCAACUUUCUACUCAUUCUGAUGUUGACAGGACAAGGAGGAGUGGCUUUAAACUAAAAGAGGGGACAUUUAGGUCAGCUAUUAAGGGGAAAAUCUUUCCUCAGAGGGCAAUGAGGCACAGGCAUUUGUGAAAAGAGAAGCUGCUUGGAGAAGCUGUGAGUACCCCAUCCCUGGAAUUGCCUAUGGCCAGGCUGGAUGGAGUCCUGGGCAGCCUGAGCUGGUGGUUGGCAGCCAAUCCACAGCAGGGCUUGGAACUGAGUGAUCUUUAAGGUCUUUUCUAACCCAGGCCACUCUCAUCUCCCCUGAAUGCCCUCCCUCUCCACUGUUAUUUUUUCCAAGCUGAUGAUCCAGUGCAGUAAUGAUUGCUGAACAAAAUAUAUCUGGAAACCACUUUUUUAUUGCACCUCUAAGAAGUCCACCCAACUCUUUGAAUUAAUAGUUACUGGAAAUACCUUUAAGAAACAUGUGUUAAACAGUGCCACUAAAGGUACAAGCAGAGGAGAGAAAUGGGGAGUGUUAUCCUUAAGUGCUUUCACAUGUUUGGUUAGAUAUUUUACAAGGAAACAGAGGUCUCUGCUACAUACACAGUGCCUCCUUCAUGACACAUGCAGGCUGGGACAGCUGUCUUCUAUAUCACAAAGGCAAAGGUUUCAGAAGCAUCUAAGUGCCCAUCAGUCUAAGAUAUGGCAGACUCCAUUUACACAGAUUUCAACAGGGUGAGCCACUGGCUGGUGUUGCAACUUGUAAAAUCCCCAUGAAGAAAAGGAGGUGUUCAAGACAAGAUCUUUGAACUGUGUGCUAAUAUCUGCCCCAGAUCUUGAAAAACGGGACAAAAUAACCGCAAAUAAUUACUUUUUUUCUAUAUUGAACACUGAAAAAGACACAGAUUGCUCAGCAGGGUUUGUGCUUUAUGCUGAUCAUAAAUGAUGCAGCCUGCCCAAAGAUAAAAUAAGCAUAUCACACACACAUUCAUGAUUCCUUACAGUAAAUGAAGAUGCAUAGUCUUGGAAAAAUCAAGGCUGUUAUGGGGACCCCAAAAAGUUCAGAUUACAAAGUACAGUAACAAAUUGUCUGUAACCAUAGAUAAGCAUUUAUCUAUGCAGCAAAAGUUGUAUUUCAUAUGCAAAGUCCUUAUAUUGGUCUGAGCACAGUUUCUCUUACACGACCUGUAGGGGAAUACAACAGGCUCAAGUAGCUGCCAUGAAUAUUUUACAUCAAACUUUAAUAUGUUUCAGCUUACACUCACCAUUAAAUAUUCAGUGGCUGAAAAGAAAGCUCUCCUUAUGCCUUUUUCAUUCACAUCUGGCACUUCAUGCUACUAGAUGCAAUACAUGAAUGGCCUUCUUCUUCAUUUUGACCAUUUUUUUGAGCUUUGCUUGUGAUGAUGGGGAGCUGCAACUUCCACACCAUGAGGACUGUCAAAGUGGAGUUCACUGCAGAAGAAAACAGAAUCUGACAAACUGUCCAGCAGGCUUUUUCUGCCCUGAAGGAAGCACCACGCCAGUUCCAUGUCCCCGAGGCACUUUCCGUUCUGAAGGAGCAGCACUGACACCACACAGCUGCUUGGCUUGCCCAGUGGAUUUCUUUAACCCCAUGCCUGGCCAAAAAGCGUGCCUCCCAUGCGGCUCAGAGGCAGCACAGCCCACAGAAGGACAAGAAACAUGCAUCUGUCUUGGGAAAGGCCAGGUGUUUCAGGCUCGUGAUGCUCACUGCACGUGCCCUCCGGGUUAUCGGAGCUCUCUGGAUGGCAUAAGGCAUUGUGUCAGAAGAGCAUAUGAUAUUUGUCGAGAUUCAGCCUCCCGAAAUCAGGAAGGACGGUGUCUAACCAAGAAGGAAUGGGCUCACUAUUGCUCGGAAAAGGUUUGUACUAUUCCCAGGGAUUAUCAAGGCUAUGACAAGGUUCUUGGCCUCUGCAUCUGUCAAACUGACCGUCUGGAGAACAUCUGUGAUUCUCAGUGUAGAAGGCAACAAAGAGAUAUCCUGCAAAUCAUCUGUGCAGAGGAAAAUCCUCAGCUUUUUAUCACUUAUAGAAAUGGAAGCAAGACUGCUGUUCUCUUAGAAGAAUUAAGAACAGUUCUACUAGGAUCAUAUUUCCCUUUAAAAGAUGUCUGCUCUUCAGAACAAAGCAAAUACUCCCAUCCAGCAUAUAUCGUGAAAGCAAGUGGGAGAGGAUUUUUAGGAGUGUAUAAUCCUGACCCACAGCUAUUUCACAACUUCAUCAUGCUGAACAAGGCUUUGUCACUUCACAAAAACAGGUCUUCCUCCCCAGCAGCUCCAGUUAAUUCUGACCAUGAAGAACCCAGAUCUUCCCUGGUACAAAGCCUGAGACCUUCAACCUCCACAUCAAAAAGCAUAUUUAGUGGCAUCUUAAAUCCUACCACAUGCAUUAAUGCUAACGUUACCAUUGUGUUCAUUGUCUCCAAGGAGCAUUACCCAGUUUAUGAUGUGAACAACUUGUACAACACAAAUGCCGAAUUUGACUGGGGGGACUUUCGAAGACUUGCAGAGGAAAUAAGAGAUGUUUCCCAAACCUUCCUCUUCUUCCUUUUCCAGUUCCAGCACCCUGGUACCUACGUGUUACAGCUGAGCAGCAAUCAGCACAAAAAAAUGUACAUUAGGGUCAUGCCACUUGGAGGACAGUGUUAUGAAGAGGGGCCGUUCUUCCCCACAACUCCCAGAUAUGCUGUGCAGGUGGGCAUUGCAAGAAAACAAGACCUCCUACUGAAACCUGACUGGACAGCCAUUAUUGGAGUAAUCACAGGACUUCUCACAUUGCUUGUUACCUGUGUGGUGUUGACACUUCUUUGUCAGGGACUUAGUUGGUCACAGAAGGGCACUGCCUGCCCUCCAUUUCGAAGGCAGCAGCUGAAACACAGCCUGGACAGAUAUUCCUCCAAUAUACCAACGGUAUUUUCCAUCAAAAAAUAUCAUCCCUGGCUGCAGAACAAAGGUAGCACGGAUGCUGACUCUUGCAGCACUGGUGGAACAGCCUGCUCCCUGAAAAAGGGUGGUGUUUGGGAACCUGAAGAACAGAUAGACCUUGAGUCGUUUAACACCAGUGUUUUCUUUGAACUUUUGCUGAGGCAGUCACGGUCAGUCACAGCCAAACUGGGCCACUUCAAAGAAGAGGUGAAAACUGUAUAUCGCAAGCUUACGAGUGAAAUAUCUGCACUGAAAAACAUUUGGAUCAUGGCACUAAAUAUCCCAGAAGAGAUGGAGUCUUACGAGAGCACAAUGACAGAGAGUUACUUAAAAGCCAAACAGCAGGCAGAAGAAGAGAUGCAGCACAGGAAGCAGUUGGCUGCAGAAUAUGAAGAAGGUGUGAACAAACAGAUGCAGUUAUUGCAGCAUGAUCUGAAAUGCCAGGAAGAGCAUUAUGUCACGUUCAAUUCCACCCUGCGAGAGGCAGUGAGGUUGGCAGAGAUGCUGACAGAUAAGAUGGCUUGUAAAAGAAGCCCAACCACUUGGUCCCAGCCAGACUGUAAAAGCCUGUUAGCCCAGAUAGAUGCUGCAAGCAACAGGAUGUCGAGCUUAAUAAUAACAGAGAGCCACCGCCUCAAAGCAUGGGGAGUGCUGGGCGAAGGAACAGGAGCUCACCUUCUUAACAAAGCUAAAACCAAGAUCCUUACCAAACAGGAGCUUGUGGACCCAAAUGGCAGUGCCAGAGCACCUGAUGUUGUCUCAGUGGAUCCUGUCACUGGGCUGUUAACUCCCAGCCCACACUGUGCCAUGCUGCUGAGCAGCCAGAGCUCUGGUCCAGUACCCAGCAACCAUUUCCUACAUCCGGGCACUGGGAAGGUGCUUCACGUAGCUGGCAAUGUCGGUUAUGAUCCCAUCAGAUCUGGACUGGUCUGUACUGUUGAUUCUGCUUCAGGUGAGCGUCAGAAGCCUGAAAUACCCAUAUUUCCCUACAUUCCUUACCCAGUCUGUCCUGACACUGGUCUACCUGUGAAGACAAAACUUCCAGUCCUGUGUCCUGAAAAAAUAUUUGGUCUUGGAGGACUCAUGGCAGAUCCAGUGACAGACAUAGAAGUACCAGUGCUUGGGGUUACGAUCCAUCCUCACACUGGACAAAAGCUGGCUGUUGGUGGGACAUACCUCAACCCCAUCACUGGCACAUUGACACCGCUGGAGAUCGGGGGUCCUAUGACAGAGCCAGAGGGAGGCAAGAUUGUUCCAAUCCUCGGGGUCGGUUUGGAUGGUAACACUGGAGAAGUUAUACCUCUAGGUGGGCUGACGGAUCCUUCUGGAAACCUAAUGCUUCUUGGAGAUUCAUUCAUUGAGCCUCUGAGUGGGAAAAUUGCCCGAGUCCAGGGAGCUCACUUGCAGCAAGACAAGGUGCUGCCCCACAGUGGCAGUUACCAAGCAGUGCUGGAAGCUGAGUGGCUGCUAUCCCAAAGUCGUGUGGUGGAUGCUCUAAAGAAGCUUAAGGCAUCAGUUUUGGAAGAUACCUGUCUAGCAGCAGACAGAUUGGCAGUGCUAAAGGCUUCAGUAGAAGAUAUGAAGAAGUCUUUCACUGCUAGAUUUUACCAUGCGAUGCACUGCUUGCAAAGCCUCAAGAAAAAACAAGAAAUAGCUUCAAAUGUCAAGAGUAAUGGUGGGAAUCUGGGCAUGAUCAAAUAUCCCGGCACAGAGAUGUGGAUCCCUGCAGUGUUUGGAAUGAAAAUCCCAGAUCCUGGCCUCGUCCCUAUUGCUAUUGGUGCCAGAACCAUAAGUCCAAUUACAGGUGAAAUUGGGCCUGUUAUUGGUGCUCAAACCCACCCCCAGACACACCACGUAAUUCCUGUUGUUCAGUCCUUCAGAGCUUUACCAAGAAACACGGAUUCAGAGCUGCUGGACCUCCUAGAGAAGGAAAUAAAAUCAAGGCAAAUAUACUGGCAGUGCAGAAUAAAAAAGGAAGAAGGGCUCCUUAAGGAACUGAGUUCUCUAUUUCUUCAUGUCCUCGAUGCUGCAAAAGAGGGAAAGGCACAGAAGAUAAAAUACAGGGGGGAAGUGAAAGACAUUGAGGAAAUGUGUCAUUUUCUUGAAGGGUCCUCUCUGCAAGAAGCUGAGAGAAGAGCUUCAAAGUAUUUCAGCAGCCAGCUGGGCACUGCAUUACCCUUACUAUUCAAAGCUGACAGAGAUGAAAAAGAACAGGAAAUACAGGUUCUGCUGGAGAUCAGAAAGGCACUGGAAAAGCUGAUGCAGUUCGCUAAGAAGAUACAAGAAGAAGAAAAGAGAAUACAUGUGCAGAUGGCACAGAGAGAGAAGCAAAGGGGAUGCACGUCAAGUAUGGAAACAGUCACCAAUGUGAUGUUCAGACAGGUUACACUCGCUUUAGCCUCUGAAUUUCAGGAAUGCAUGCUGAAGGAACAAGCUAACGUGGAGACUGCAUACACCAAGCUGGAAUUUUUGAGGGACUUGUCAGGUAUCCAAACCCAGCAGGCAAAGAUGCUUUUCUGUGGGUCACAACACUGUUUUGAAAACUAUGAGACAGCCAGAUACUAUGGCAGUAGUGCGAUCUCACACAGUACGUGCAAGGCCAUCCAUCACAGUGUGAUCCCACUGCUCAAGUCUAUGGUUCAGAUGCUGGAGGAAGAUAGCAGAAGUUAUAUAACAUCUGAGACACCUGAAACAGCAAGUUCUUCUCAGAGUAAACAAGAUGCCUUCUCCAGUCAAGGAGGAGAACUAAUAGCAGUGGAUUCUGCAGCCCUAUCCACAAGGGAGUUUGUCAUAUAUCAGUAUGGCAUCUCUUUCCUGCAGUUUCUCAGACUUCACAUUGAUGCUCCAGAAGUUAACCUGUGUGUUGCCUCCAGUAUACCCCUCUGUAAUGCCACAGGCAAUGCCUUCAGGAACUCUUUCUUUUACGAGACUUCGAAGAACAGACUGUUCAUUCUGAGGGAUUGUCUGGAUUCUGCUGGAAGUUUCCUCCUGCUCCUUGUGCACUGCUUUGCUCAUAUCGCUGCUGCUGACUUCAGCCAAGACACUAACCCCACCUUUCUGAGGCUUUUUUAUCAGGCACUAAGGACUUGCCUUGGUGAGAUGUUCUCUCUGAGACUUCAGCUGUCAGCAGUUCUCCAAGGUAAUAAAUCCUCUGGGAUAACUCAGAUGUUGCUGAAGGAAGAGCCAUUCUCCAAGGAAGAAAUAAAUCUGAUCUCCCAACUUUUUGAGGUGAAAGUGAAAAACCUCACAGAAAUUGAAGCCUUUGAGAAAAUAAUAAGAAAGACUGAGUCCUGGUCUGGUUGAAAGCUCACCAUCCUUUUUUUCUUACUUCAUUACAAAAUGGCAAUUAAAAGCUGCUUAUGGAUAUCUGGGCUCCCAUGUUUGCAGUUAUCAAUUCCCAACAAACAUAGAAAAAGCUUCACAAGUAGUAGCAGAAGCUACCAUUUUUAUCUGGAAAAAAAACCCUCAUAUCAGAAAAAAAUUACUUGGCCUCACACAAAUCACUAGGACAGCAUAAAAAGCAGUACUAUGAAAAAUGUAUGUAAAGAGUCUAUUAAAGGCUUUUAAAGUUAACACUGCAUUUCUGUGCUUACUGAGUGACAAGUUUAAAGAACCACUAAAUGACAGCUUGUUUGAGAAGAGAAAAAAGCAUUUCCUUCAUGCCCUUAGGCAGCUAUAGAAAGUUCAGCUUCGUAUGGAGGAUGUGAUUUGUGAUGGUGUAUUAUAAGCUGGAGUUGAAUACAAAGCAAAUCACAACAGUUUUUCAUUAUGACCUCACUUUAUACUACAAAGCCAAUCUUCACAAGCUGCUACAUCUGGGCAGGUUGUAUGAAGGGCAGGUCAGAUUUGCUGCCUGAAUAUGCCAGAAAGACCGAUUACUUCUCUCUAAACCAUCACCACCUUUUGAACAACAGAAGUUAAGUUACAGUGAAAUUAGUCUUUCUAACUUGGUCUCAUGAAAAGCCUACUGCUGUCACUAACAGCAGCAUUUCUACUGACUGACUUUAAGCACUCAAUGUCUUUAGCUCUGAAGAGGAAAUCUGUACUUAUUCAUCUCCCUCAGAACUUGAGGAUCAAGCAGAUGCAUUAACUGAAAAGAUAUCAUAAAGAAUGAACACCAUUUUUCAACAGUAACAGCAAGCACUUGCUUUUUGACUACACUGAAUUAACUACUUUAGAGAAAGACUGUUUGGUAAAGCAAAUAAAGGCACCAGAAGAGAAAACAGCCCAAGACAGAAAGUUUUAAUGAUCCUCAGAAGACAACUUGGUGGAUUGGUUCUUAAUUGGCCAUCUGCUUUUGUCCUCAGGCUUUACAUGAAAGUAUUGUAGUCAUUUUAUUAGGCAAAAAUCAUGAGUCAAAGUGUGAAAGACACAGAACAUUUCUUAUUCAUUGGUCAUCACCUCUUGUGCCCACUGCCAGCCUCUGGUUUAGAAAACAAGUAGGAAGAAACAGAUGCCAUACAAGAAUCUGUGAAAGAACAAGAACUUUAAACUAUAUCAUGACCUACAGCAUGACUCAGUACCCUCAUAUUAAUGCUGUUGCAUCAUUCAACAUCAAGUAUUCAACACUGAGAGGUGGGUGGAUUAUUACUGCUUUACAAAUUGUGCACUCAUUCUGUUAUCUCAGAACUGCUGCAUAAAGCACCUCUUCAUCCUACACUGAAACGCUCACUUAGAUCUCAGUAGGAGAGAAAAAAACAGAUUAGAAUAGAUGGAUUACGCUGCUGGAGGACAAAGCUCAGUUAUCAAAGCUGCAAGAAUUAGUUGGAAACACUACUGCUGACUCCCAGGGCUGAAGAAGCCUCCCCCCCACCUCACAUCUUCUUCUUUAUUCAGUUCACAUUUGCACAAAGAGCUGACUUCAUAACAAAGUCUUUUAAAAAGAAAAGCCUCUAUAGCAUAAGCAAUAUUGGGUUUUUGUAUGUAUCUAUUAAACCCUGUUAAUAUCAA